UCUCCAGACUCCAGCAUGUUUUGUCCCAGCUGGUCCCAGCUGGUCCCAGGCGGUCCCAGGCGGUCCCGGCCUCCCCCUUCGCGAUGCGGCCUCUCCUGGACCCCCGCUGGCCGCUCCUCCACCUGGUGGAGCAGGAGGUGCUCCUCCACCUGAUGGAGACGAGGCAGAGCCUGGAGCACAUGGAGCGGCUUCACCACAGGCUCUUCCAGGAGAUGGACCGGACCUGGUCCCAGAGGGGGGUCUUCCAGACCGUGGCGGUCCAGCAGAUGGGGGGCGGCGGCUUCGCCCUCAGCCUGGACACCGCGGCCUUCUUCCCGGAGGAGCUGUCCGUCAAACAGGUGGGGAGGAGGCUGAGGGUGAGCGGCCGGACGCAGAGUGGGCAGGAGGACGCCUCCUCCUCCUCCUCCUCCUCCAGGUGUGAGGAGUUCAUGCAGGAGUUCCAGCUGCCGGACGGCGUCGACCCCGAGGCCGUCACCUGCUCGCUGCUGGGGGGGCGGCUGCAGAUCCAGGCCCCCAAGGAGAGAGCAGUGCAUGAUGGGAAGGAGAGGCUGGUCCCCAUCCACCUCACCUCCUCCUCCUCCUCCACCUCCCCGUCUGAGAGCAGCCCUGCUGAGAUAAACUGAACCGAGUGAAGCCUCCCAUCUGUUCUCCUAUCUUUGUUUCGUGAGGCGUGGACUUUAGUUUGAAUAAUUAUUAUUAAUCUGCUUCAGCCUCAUAAAUAUGUUCCUCUAUUCUCAUUUAUUAUUAAUUAACUUUUGAUUUUAACAUCUAAUUGUUUUUCUCUUAAUUUUUCCUUUUUUUCUCCACAUAAAUGUGCUUGUGAUUAAUUUACUUUAAAUAAAUAUAAAAAAUAUUCUAUUAUUUCUUUCUGACUGUUGAUCAUCAAAUAAAUUAAUUUUCACAUUUCAUCUCUACGAUGUCCAGCUCAUCGUGACAUUACGAUGUUUCUCAUGAAACUCGUGGCUCCUUCACGGAUCGUUGGAACAAUGAAACACAGGACGCCAGUUUUCCUUUCUUUGUAAAAUAAUUCUCAAUAAACUUAAUUUAUUCACAAACUGCU
Molecule: messenger RNA, 1060 nt
Organism: Pseudoliparis swirei
Lineage: Eukaryota; Metazoa; Chordata; Actinopteri; Perciformes; Liparidae
Gene: hspb9l
Product: heat shock protein, alpha-crystallin-related, b9-like
Exons: 1
Coding region: 84-623 (179 amino acids)
Biological process (GO): response to heat; protein refolding
Molecular function (GO): protein folding chaperone
Source: RefSeq, a predicted model, not a curated record